CUGGAAGGGGUUCCUCAAAGUCGACGGUCACGUGAUCUUAACUACGCUAACCCUAUCCGAAUUCCCCGGCCAGAACGGCAAUUCCCGUCCGAAGAAUUUCAGAAACAACCGCAACUUCACGACGUCCCACUCCAUCCCCCAGCGCGCCAUUGGGGACGCCCACAUACGCCAUGAGCGCGCGAAUACCUACCCGACGGAUAGGGCAGCAUGCCCUAUCCACAACCUCCCUCCGACCCAGCACCACCCACCUACUCUCCCCAUCCUCCCCCCUCCCACUCCCACUCACACCCACCCGCUACCUCUCCCUCAAAGAGCGCUUCGCGCGCCUCAGAUCGCCCUUCAAGAAGGAAAAAGCGCCGCCCGACUACUCCAACCCCAUCCUGACCAAAUACUUGCUCGACCAGGAGCGCCUGAAGAAGCAGAACCAAAUCGUCGAGUCCGAGGAGAAACGGCGUCAGAGGAUGAAACCCAAGUCCGGCGGCCUCAACGAGAAGACCUCACUAUUCAAUCCGCGGCUCGAGGUUCCCGGGUGGAGGGAGGGGAUGAGUGAAGAGGAGCAGAAGGUGUGGGAUGAGAAGGUCAAGGUGGAGAGGGAGAGGCAGGACAAGGAAAAGGCGAAGCGGUUGGCGGCCAUGGCGCUUGAUCCCGAUCCAAGAGCGCGGGCGUUGUGGGAGCGGAGAUUGGUGAUUCGGCAGGUGCAGAGGAGGGGGCGGGUGACGCGGGAUGUGCAGCUUGCGAGGUUGGAGAGGGAGAGCGUGUACAAGAGUAUCCCGUUGCGGACGAGCGUGAAGAAGUUGACCAAGAUCAUGAAUAUGAUCCAGGGGAAGACGGUGGAGGAGGCCUUGGUGCAGCUGAGGUUCAAUCCCAAGAAGGUCGCUCGCGAUGUCUACAAAGGCCUGCAGAUUGCGCGCGACGAGGCCAUCGUCAAGCGCGGUAUGGGCCUCGGUGGAAUCCAGCCUACCCCCGAGCUCGAGGACCCGGAGGAAGUCGACCUGGAAAUGGAACCCGACGAAUCGCAGGAGGACUUCGAGGCUCGUGUAGAAGCUGCCCAGAAAGCAAGGGAAGGAAAGAUAAAGGCCAUUGAAGAGAAGCUCCUCUCGCGCGGUACCUUUGUGCGACCCAAGAUCGGGCCCGGAAUCGAAAUCGAGCUCAAGGAUGGACGCAGGAAGCGGGUGCACGAUCCUACGGAGAUGUACAUUGAUCAGGCCUAUGUGGGCAGGUUGCAGAAUUAUUACAGCCGGAGUUACAGGGCUCGUGGUAGGGUGGAUAGACUGACCCAUCGCAUGUCGACGUUUACCGUCGUGCUGAAGGAGGAGAAGACGCGUAUGCGCAUCUCCGACGAGAUCAAGAAGAAGCGGGACAACAGGAAGCUCUGGACGGCGCUGCCUGACCGGCCGGUUCUGGCUCAGCAGCAGUACUGUUUGUGGUAGGGUGGCACGAUUCUUGAGUGUUUAGAUAUAUGUAGGGAGUGGGUUGUGUACUUUGCAUACAGAUAGCCUCAGGCCGCGAGGUUUGUACAAUAUGCCAUUGUCAUUCACAUACAGGUACUCGUUCCCUCUA
Westerdykella ornata is the source of this 1560-nucleotide messenger RNA. Its product is annotated as ribosomal protein L22. NCBI's taxonomy places the organism in Eukaryota, Fungi, Ascomycota, Dothideomycetes, Pleosporales, Sporormiaceae. Gene Ontology annotation, biological process: ribosome assembly; translation. The coding region runs from base 171 to 1430 and encodes 419 amino acids. Gene Ontology annotation, molecular function: structural constituent of ribosome. The transcript has 3 exons. Gene Ontology annotation, cellular component: mitochondrial large ribosomal subunit; ribosome. The record is from RefSeq and is a predicted model, not a curated record.